AUGAGCUCUGCUAGAAACCAGGAUUACAAACACUUAUUUUUAUCUAUCUAUCUAUCUAUCUCAGUCUCUUCAUUAUCUAUCUCAGUCUCUUCAUUAUCUAUCUAUCUAUCUAUCUAUCUAUCUUAUCUAUCUAUCUAUCUAUCUCAGUCUCUCUCUAUUAUCUAUCUAUCUAUCUAUCUCAGUCUCUUAAAUAUCUAUCUAUCUCUUCAUUAUCUAUCUAUCUAUCUCAGUCUCUUCAUUAUUAUCCAUCUAUCUAUCUAUCUCCCAGUCUCUUCCAUCCAUCUAUCCAUCUCAUCUAUCUAUCUAUGUCUCUUCAGUCCAUCCCAGUCUUCAUUAUCUCCCCAGUCUCUUCUAUCUAUCUCCAUCUCAGUCAGUCUCUCUCUCCAUCUCUUCUAUCUAUCUAUCUAUCUAUCUCAGUCUCUUCAUCUAUCCAUCUAUCUCAUCUAUCUCAUCUAUCUCUAUCUCAGUCUCUCCAUCAUCCAUCUAUCUAUCUAUCUAUCCAUUAUCUAUCUAUCUAUCUAUCUAUCUAUCUAUCAGUCUCUUCAUCUAUCUAUCUAUCUAUCUCUAUCUCAUCUUCAUCUCAGUCUUCAUCUAUCCAUCUAUCUAUCUAUCUAUCUCAUCUCUUCAUCUCUAUCUAUCUAUCAUCUCAGUCUCUUCAUUAUUCAUCUAUCCAUCUAUCUAUCUAUCUAUCUCAGUCUCUUCAUUCCAUCUAUCUAUCUAUCUAUCUAUCUCUAUCUCAGUCUCUUCAUCUUCUAUCUAUCUAUCCAUCUCAGUCUCCAUUAUCAUAUCUAUCUAUCUAUCUCAUCUCUUCAUCAUCCAUCCAUCUAUCUAUCUCCAGUCUCUUCAUUAUCUAUCUAUCUAUCCAUAUCUAUCUCAGUCUCUUCAUCCAUCUAUCUAUCUAUCUAUCUCAGUCUCUUCAUUAUCUAUCUAUCUAUCUCAGUCCCCUUCAUUAUCAUCUAUCCAUCUAUCUCAUCCUAUCUAUCUAUCUAUCUAUCUCAGUCUCUUCAUUAUCUAUCUAUCUCUAUCUCUAUCUCAUCCAUCUCUUCCAUCCAUCCAUCUCUAUCUAUCCCCAUCUCUUCAUCUAUCUAUCCAUCUAGUCUCUUCAUUAUCUAUCUAUCUAUCUAUCUCAUUAUCUCUUCCAUCCCAUCUCUAUCUAUCUAUCUAUCUCUCAUCUCAGUCUCUUCUAUCCAUCUAUCCAUCUCCCUUCUAUCUAUCUAUCUAUCUCCCAUCUAUCCAUCCAUCCAUCCAUCCCAGUCUCUUCAUUAUCAUCUAUCUAUCUCAGUCUCUUCAUCUCCAUCUAUCUCAGUCUCUUCAUCCAUCCAUCUAUCUAUCCCAUCUAUCUCCAUCCAUCCAUCCUCCAUUAUCUAUCUCCAUCUAUCUAUCUCUUCAUCUAUCUAUCUCCAGUCCUUCCAUCCAUCCAGUCUCUUCAUUCCAUCUAUCUAUCUCCCAUCUUCAUCUAUCUCAUCUAUCUAUCUCAGUCUCUUCAUUCAUCUAUCCAUCUCCAUCCAUCUAUCUCCAUCUAUCUCAGUCUCUUCAUCCAUCUAUCUAUCUAUCUAUCUAUCUCAUCUAUCCAUCCCAGUCUCUUCAUAUCUAUCUAUCUAUCUAUCUCUCAUCUAUUAUCUAUCUCUAUCUAUCUCCAUCUCCAUCUAUCCCAGUCUCUUCAUUAUCUAUCCAUCUAUCUCAGUCUCUUCUCAGUCUCUCUUCCAGUCAUCUAUCUAUCUAUCUAUCUAUCUAUCUCAGUCUCUUCAUCUAUAUCUAUCUAUCUAUCUAUCUCAGUCUCUUCAUUAUCUAUCUAUCUAUCUAUCUCCAGUCUCUUCAUUAUCCAUCUAUCUAUCUCAGUCUAUCUCCAUCUAUCUAUCCAUCUAUCCCAGUCUCUUCAUUAUCUAUCUAUCUAUCUAUCUCAGUCUCUCCAUUAUCCAUCUAUCUAUCUAUCUCAUCAUCUCUCUAUCUCUAUCUAUCUAUCUCCCCAUCUCAGUCUCUUCAUCUAUCUAUCUAUCUAUCUAUCUUCAUUCUCUCUAUCCAUCCAUCUAUCUAUCUAUCUCAGUCUUUUCCAUCUAUCUCAUUAUCCAUCUCCAUCUAUCUCAGUCUCUCCAUCCAUCUUCAUCUAUCUAUCUCAUUCAUUCAUCUAUCUAUCUAUCUCAGUCUCUUCAUUCCAUCUAUCUAUCUAUCUAUCUCAUCUCUUCAUUAUCAUCUAUCUAUCUCUCUAUCUCAUCUUUAUCUAUCUAUCUAUCUAUCUAUCUCAUCUCUUCAUUAUCUAUCUAUCUAUCUAUCUCAGUCUCUUCAUUAUCAUCUCUUCAUCUAUCUAUCUAUCAGUCUCAGUCUCUUCAUUAUCUAUCUAUCUAUCUCAGUCUCUUCAUUAUCUAUCUAUCUAUCUCAUCUAUCUAUCUAUCUUUUUUUUUUUUUUAUAAUCUCUUCAAUAUCUAUCUAUCUAUUUUAGUCUUCUCGCCUAUCUAUCUAUCUUCUCCUAAAUUUCCCCAUUUUCCUAAAUCCCAUUUCACUCUAUCCCAGACAAAGUAA
Acanthosepion pharaonis is the source of this 2517-nucleotide messenger RNA. The record is from the annotation of a GenBank genome assembly. Lineage: Eukaryota; Metazoa; Mollusca; Cephalopoda; Sepiida; Sepiidae.